UCUCCGGCGGGGGCCGCAGUCUCGCUAGAGCGGUCAUCACACCGCUACGUACGGCACGAACAUGGAUUCCAACUCCAACUCCUGCGAGCUGUCCUGGACGAAGAUAGAAGUGGACAUGGACAACGACAACCAGGUGAAGCGGGAACCGCGCUGGCAUUGGACCCAGGAGAACACUCUCAAACUGAUCGAGGCCUUCGAGAAGGAUUGCAAGGAGCUCUGGGACACCAAACACCCGCUGAACAGGGACAAGAACGCGCGGCACGCCAAGCACGAGUACCUGGCGAAUAUGUUCGAGACCACGAGCGACGAGAUCAGUAGAAAGUUACACAACUUGAGGACGCAGUUCAAUAACGAGCUGAGGAAGAUAAAACGCAAACAGGCGGGCGGGGAGGGGGAGAGGGGGAACAGCGGCUGGGAGUACUUCGACUCGCUGGCGUUCCUGAUGCGGGAACCCCUCGUCGACCCCCUCGACACCACCGUGGAAGGAGUUAAUCUCGCGUUAGCGGAGUUCCAAGCUGAUGAGGAGGUGGAAUUCGGUCUCGUCCGAGCUCGUGUGACCGGGUCUCCAGUGGUGAGGAAACCUGUCCAGAGAGUGGCAGCCUCUGCACCGCCGCCCCUACCACCCAGCGCUCACCCCAUGAUGUGGCCUGAACAACCCAAGCCCAGGAUCAGACCUGGAAUCAACGCUGAUGAAUGUCAGAUAUUCGGCGAUUUCGUUGCCUCUGAGCUCAGGACACUAAGAUCUGAUGCCUCACGUAAGAGGUUGAAGAGGAUCAUCCAGAAGGCGAUCCUGCAGAUAGGAGAGGAAGAAGACGUGAACAUAAUAAGCGGAUAGCGCCGGAACAGACUUGCAUCGGAGUCGAUCGUGCUAUUCGACUGAGAUGCAAGUUGUUUGAUAUCAGUGAAAGUGUAUUGAUAACGGACGUCACAUCUGUGGUGAGGACAUUCCUGUUUUAAGAUUAUAUUGUUAUUAAACAUAGUGAGAUAACUUUGUAUAUAGCACAUUUUAUGUAGUGUAGUGUAGUUAUUUAAACUAUUAUCGUACUAUUUUAUAUACGUAGUGUUGCCAACUACACGAUAUAAAUUUUAUAAACACACAGACCUGUACUGAGUCAGGAGGACGAUUUAAUUUUUGUAUCUCUGUCUCUUUCUGUCUUAUGUUAUAAUGUCGAAAGGAUUUAUCGCUAACGGUGUGUAUUGUAACAUGUGGUAAGAGGAUUACUUCAGCAUUAAAAAAAGUCAAGUAAUGUUUUCGCAUUUUAUGAUAAUAAAUAUAAUUUUUAAGACUUUAAUAAAUUACUAACAUUAUAUAAACUAUGUAUGAUAAAUAUUGAAAUUAUUGGAAAAAAUAUUGUAAUUAUACUUUAUAAAUACUAUGCGUAAUAUAUACCUACUUAGUAAUAUGUACUUAGUUAAUAUAUAAUAAUUUUGAUAGAUCUUUAAGAGUCAAUAUUUUAUCUUUUUUUAUGUAAAUACAUACAUCAAUAUAUCAAUAAACAAUUUACUUAUUUUUUGACGGCUUUUAAAAAAGAUUUUAAUCUCCAAUCGUUUGUUUACAAUUUUUAUCUCCAUUCGUUGGCGUGUUAAGGAACCUGUUUAGUAAUUUAUAAUUGUAUUAUAUUAAGGUACUAUAAUUGACUACGUCUUAUAUUCUUACCUAUUGUUUCUAUUUAUUGUAAUACAGUUUAAUAUAAAUAAAAUGUAUUCUGUGCCAAUGUAUUGGAAUAUUAAUAAAGGAGUUGUACGUA
Molecule: messenger RNA, 1748 nt
Organism: Danaus plexippus (monarch butterfly)
Lineage: Eukaryota; Metazoa; Arthropoda; Insecta; Lepidoptera; Nymphalidae
Exons: 3
Coding region: 62-835 (257 amino acids)
Source: RefSeq, a predicted model, not a curated record